AUGGAUAGCAACUCUUCGUCAUCACUAAAGUUGGUGGAACUCACUGAUGCGGAACAUACCUUAAUUUUAAUGACACGUUCGAUGGGUUUAAAUGAGAUAUUUCACACGAUGAUGCUCAACAAGGUUUUUCCAAAAGAACUGCAAAAUAGAUAUGAUCACAUCAUGAAUAUAAUUAAUUUACAUUAUCAAAAGUCGUAUGAAAUUCAUGUGAUAAAAUCAAUGAUUGAAUUUAUCUCUAUUAAUCCAGCAUAUAAUCAUAUGUUUCAACAACAAUCAGUUAAUGAAAUGAUUCAAAAGUAUCAGAACGAUAGAUUUGCUGAAUUUAAUGGUGCAUGUGAAUUAUAUCUGAAGCCAUAUACCGAUGAAUGUGUUGUUUGUAAGAAAGAAUUAAAAGUCGUUUUCUCUCAUCGUCCAAAGACGGUUUUGUCAUUAACACGUAACUAUAAAGCACUGAUUGCUACUUGUUCUUGUGAUGCUUGUGGUGUAGAAAUUUUUCCGAAUUUUUAUACAAAAAAUAAGAUGAAAUUUAUUACGAACGAAUCAAUUAAAAAUGAUCGAUUUAUUUAUCUGAAUGGAAAUCAAAUAUUUGAUCAAAAUUUAUUACUUGAUUUUGACCAUCAUCUGGUCAAAAAUACUUUGUCGUUUGAUGGAUAUACACAAGCCUACAAUUCAAGAAUAGCAAUAGUUAGAGAAAGAGAAGAUAAAUCAUUCAUGAGUACAAUAGUUGAUAAUUGUGAAACAACUAUACUAAACGGAAAAGUUCUCCAAAUGACAUGGCUUAUUAUUAAUAUAGCAAAGUUUACCUUCAUGACGACAAAACACAAUGUUGUAGCUGUACCAAUGUCUGUAAGAGAUAUAAAAGAAUGUAAUGAUUAUUUUUUAGCGGCAAAAUUGGAUUUGUAUAAACAUUUCGUUGGUUUCUGGACACAACAUCAACGAUUUACAAAAGCAUGCGAUCCAGUUACAUGCUCAAAAGUCUUUGUUGUUGAUGGGCAUCAGAAAGCAAAUCGUUUGAUAUGUCAAUAUAAGAAUGUGUUUGAUGAUACAAUACCUGAAUUUGGACUGGUUCAAAUGGGAUGUUUAUAUUCUCCUUUAAGAAAAGCACCUAAUGUCGAUCACAGAUUUUGUCAACAUCAUCAACCAUCAAUAUUGUCAUCAGCUACGGUGCAUCUUAUUGAUCAAGACCAUAAAGAAAUACACUUAGAUAAGGAGGCAUUGAUUGAGUACAUUGACAAAGAUGGUCGUUAUGAUGAUAAUUUGUGCAAUGUAUUCAGAUCUGGAAUUGGUUGUAGUUCAAAAAUUAGUUCUUAUGGUUUCUUAGCUACAUUCUUGAAUUGUUCGGUUAUAGUUGGAUUUACAGAACAACCAUGUUCUGAAGGAAUGCGACGUGUUUUACACCAUAUUUUAACAAUAUCACGAUAUGGUCCGUUACCAACAGCUAUGUGCUACGAUUGCGCUUGUACCUUGAAGCUGUUCGUAGAGAAACACUUUGGUUCAGAUAAUUUAAAGUCAACAGAAUUUACAGAAUUUUUAACAUCAUUAACCAUGGCAAUUGAUCGAUUUCAUGUGAAAAAUCACAAAAGACAUAUGUGUAAAACAAUUAUGAGACCUGAUGAUCCAUCUCAUAAAGACAUUUAUAAUUCGAUUAAUACGCAAGUUGCUGAGCAGAUGUUUUCGUAUAUGUCAAAGUUCAAAAACUCUUUCAGAGGAUAUAGUUAUCCAAAGUCCACAAUAUUUUUUACAAUGUUAUUUCAUUUAAAAAAUUGUAUGACAACUGGUAUAAGUUCGUUCGAGCAAGGGGUUUGA
This is a messenger RNA of Adineta ricciae, 1806 nucleotides long. The record is from the annotation of a GenBank genome assembly. NCBI's taxonomy places the organism in Eukaryota, Metazoa, Rotifera, Eurotatoria, Adinetida, Adinetidae.